ACUGGAGGCUCCCGGACUCACCGAGAGCAUGCAAGACAACUGGCGAAUGUUCUUGGACUACCACCUUAUCCGCAUGAACUUUUGAAGAAGACACAUACCAAAGGAAACAAUGAGUUUGUGGAUCUGAAGUCUAAGAGAACAUAUGAUGCUGUAAUGUCUAAGAUCACAUCUGCAUCUCAACUUGUAGAUGAAUCUGGUGAGUCACCGACAGUAGAUUUUUCAAAGAUUUACAUGGAUGAAGUGGGUGGGGUUAAGAAGGCAUGUAUAUAUGGUCUUGGUUCUCAAGCAGUAUUCUAUGAGAACAUUGGUUCAUCGUCUGCUUCAACUACUCAACCUCAAGAUUGUAGUUUUGAUGCUCGAGUGAAGGAAUAUGUUCAAGAAAUGAAAGAGGAGAUGAAGCAUGAGAUGAGAGAAGAGAUGAGAGAAGAGAUACGACAUGAAUUGCAUGAAGAAAUGAAACAUGAAAUGCAGCUAGAAAUGCAAGAGCAAGUUGAUAAGAUUCUCCAAGAACGUUUGCCCAUCCUCAUAGCUGGGCUGCCUAAACCACCCCCUAGUACACUGCCCACUGGUACACCUCCAACUGGUACACCACCUUAGCUUAGACAUGACCCAUUAUCAAAUAAUGAUAUGAGUCAUUUAAAUUUUUCAAACUAUCCUAAGUAGAUUUUGCAUUGUUUGUUCCGUAUUUGGAUUUAUUUUGAACUCUUCAUCUUAGAUUUUGCAUUGUUUGCUUCCUUAUUUGGUUUUA
Messenger RNA from Solanum tuberosum (potato), 748 nucleotides. RefSeq lists its product as uncharacterized. The transcript is spliced from 3 exons. The record is from RefSeq and is a predicted model, not a curated record. NCBI's taxonomy places the organism in Eukaryota, Viridiplantae, Streptophyta, Magnoliopsida, Solanales, Solanaceae. Bases 154 to 597 code for a protein of 147 amino acids.